AUAAUUUUGACGUGCUUGUACGAUUAUUUCUCGCGACGAAUUUGGCAACGCUGGUGUUGUGUGACAACUUGUGUGUCAUCGUGACAGUUCCGUGCUUCCAGCUGUUUGUGUGUUUAUCUCAACGAUUAUCUUGUGGCUUGUCCAGUUUUCCCUGAGUUUACCAAUAUUUGCAGCAGUUGUACUGUUUUGCAGUUUGUUUCCAACUUUCUGGAAAAUCAUUUCCAUAAGCUCGUUAGACCAAGAUGUCUAUGAGACCGGACGACCAUCGUAGAAAAUGGGACAAGGAAGAGUACGAAAAAAUAGCCCUAGAAAGGGUAAAAGAAGAGAAACUAAAAAAGGAUGAAUCUGACAACAAAAAGAAAGGUCCUCCAGUUAAAAGAGAGAUGCUGAAGAUCAGAGAGUAUAAAGUUGAUUUGGAUUCAAAGCUCGGAAAGAGCAUAGUGAUAAACAAAAAUACUCCAACAUCGCAGUCUGGUGGGUACUACUGUAAUGUGUGUGACUGUGUGGUCAAAGAUUCCAUCAACUUUCUGGAUCACAUCAAUGGCAAAAAACACCAAAGGAACCUGGGAAUGUCAAUGAAGGUAGAGAGAAGUUCGCUAGAUUCUGUAAAAAAGAGAUUCGAAUUGAAUAAGAAGAAAAUGGAGGAGAAGAAGAAGGAGUAUGAUAUGCAGCAGAGGUUGCAAGAGUUAGCUGAAGAAGAAGAAAAGCUGAAAGAAUACAGGAAGGAGAAACGAAAAGAAAAAAGGAAGAUAGAAGAGCUGCAGGAAGAUGAACCUCCAAGUGAAUUAUCUAGCAUAAUGGGAUUUUCAGGUUUUGGCUCAUCCAAGAAAAAAUAGUAAUUCAAAUGUUAUAAUCUUUAUUGAUAAUUACCUAACAAAAAUAAUAUAGUUAUAAGUAUGAACAUCCACUUUGUGUCAAUUUCCAUGUUAGGUACCUAAAAAAUGUAAAUGUAUCAAGAUUUAUGCAGAGUACUCUAGAAUAACGAUGAUGCACACAGAGUACAAAAAAUUCCUAUGGAGAAAUGUCC
Molecule: messenger RNA, 1027 nt
Organism: Acanthoscelides obtectus
Lineage: Eukaryota; Metazoa; Arthropoda; Insecta; Coleoptera; Chrysomelidae
Source: the annotation of a GenBank genome assembly